AUGGCAUCUCUUCAUCUUACUCUUCCUCUCAAUUUCAACAGAUAUAAAACCCUCAUUCAAACUCAAUUCCAAUCUCUUGAUCUAAAGCCGCAAUCCCAUCCGACCACAAUCCGCCACCGGUCGACGGCCGUCCGCGCCUACAGGGUGGUGGUCGAGCACGACGGCGGGUCGACGGAGCUGGAGGUGGAACCGGACGAGACGAUCCUGUCAAAGGCGCUGGAGGCGGGGCUUGAAAUUCCCCACGACUGCAAGCUGGGCGUGUGCAUGACGUGCCCGGCCCAGCUGCUCUCCGGGAAGGUGGACCAGAGCGAGGGUAUGCUGAGCGAUGACGUCAUCGAGAGUGGGUACGCGCUGAUGUGCGCGUCGUACCCGAGGUCCGACUGCCGCGGGUCCUCCGUUUCUUCUUGGACUUGGUGGUCUCACCAGCAUAUGAAUCAGAAUUGUGGGAAUACUUGUAUGUGGGCGCGAACACAAUCUUGCCUUCGCUCCACCCAAUAAAUACUCUUCCUGCUUCUCUUUCCUUGUUCAGCUGUGCUCAUGGUCAAACAAUAUUUAUCCGUUCAAUUAUUAUUAAUUAAUAAUAAUAAUUAUAUAUGAAAAUAAUA
Molecule: messenger RNA, 605 nt
Organism: Striga asiatica
Lineage: Eukaryota; Viridiplantae; Streptophyta; Magnoliopsida; Lamiales; Orobanchaceae
Source: the annotation of a GenBank genome assembly